AUGGAGAGGCAAAGGGAGGCCACUGGCCGGGUCGCGCUCGCGCAGCCUUGCAUGCCAGUGGGCUGUGGCAGUACUGGGCCUAUCCCGCCGCGCCGGCGGCCGGUCCGUCCGCUCAACCAUGGUGGGGGUGGGGGUGGGGGUGGGGGUGGGGCGGUAGCGGUAAUGGGUGGCCUUGGGUUCGGCCUCGCGAGUGUGCAAUCGCAGAUCAGGUGUCUUUCCAAGGAUGAGGAUUCAAAGGGAUGCGCGGACAUGUCGAAGGGCAAGACGGAUGAAGAAACUACACCUUCAAGACGAAAAUGUCUCGUCUGUCUUGGUGCUGUUACCUUAAUCAGUGCAACAGGACCAACAAUGUGUACACCAAAUGGACUCGCUGCGGAUAUGAUGAACAAGGCCGGGAUACAGAAAGCUGUUUGCAGGAACUGUAAUGGUAGUGGUGCUGUGAUAUGUGACAUGUGUGGUGGCACAGGGAAAUGGAAGGCCCUCAAUCGAAAGAGGGCAAAGGAUGUUUAUGAAUUCACAGAGUGCCCAAAUUGCUACGGCCGUGGCAAGUUGGUAUGCCCUGUCUGUCUUGGAACUGGCCUGCCAAACAACAAGGGACUCCUCCGACGCCCAGAAGCCAAGCAGUUGCUUGACAAGAUGUACAACGGCAAGAUACUGCCAAGGUCGUAG
Messenger RNA from Miscanthus lutarioriparius, 669 nucleotides. NCBI's taxonomy places the organism in Eukaryota, Viridiplantae, Streptophyta, Magnoliopsida, Poales, Poaceae. The record is from the annotation of a GenBank genome assembly.